AUGUUUGCAGUGUUUGUCGGUGAUCUUCAUCCUGAAGUAUCAGAGCUGAUGCUUCUAAAUAGGUUAAGUCCUGCAGGACCAAUUGAAUCGGUGUACAUCUGCAGGGACAGACAGACCGGCUCGCCGCUCGGUUACGCCUACGUCAACUUCCAGCAUCGAGCCGACGCUGAGCGAGCUAUAAUUAUGUUCAACUUUGAGCUUCUUUUGGACAGACCCAUGAGGGUCAUGUGGUCUCGCUGGGAACCCACUGCGAAGUUGAUCAAGGGGAGCAACGUCAUCAUAAAGAACCUUCAUCAGUCCAUCGACGACGUUGCCCUGUUUGACACCUUCUCCGUGUUCGGGAGGAUCGUGUCAUGCAAGGUUGUUGAAUCAAAAGGCUUCGGGUUCAUCCAGUUUGAGACACCGGAGGCUGCGGCGAUGGCCAUUAGGCAGGUCAAUGGAAUGAUCCUGAAAGGCCGCCAAGUCACCAUCAAGUACUUUAAGUCUCAGGAGGAGCGCAAGGCUGAAGACCAAAACCAGGGCAACAACUUAUACAUCAAGAACCUGGACGACAACAUUGACACCGAGUGUCUGUACUUGACAUUUGCACAAUUUGGACACCUCACAAGUGCAAAGGUAAUAAUGGAGAAUGGGCGUUCAAAGGGAUUUGGCUUUGUCAAUUUCACAUCAUCUCAGGAUGCCAUUAGAGCUAUGAACGAGAUAAACGGCAUGAUGUGGGGCAAGAAGCAGGUGUACGUGGAACUGGCUAAAAGGAAAGAGGAGGGCCAGACUCUCCUUCAGAGAAUGUUCAUACAGCAGUUUACACCGAACCUGCACCAGCCAGUGCUGCCUCUCUACUUAAAGACAAGCAUCCCUGCUGUUGAGGCAGAUCGCUCUGAGGACCUUGUCCCAAUUUCCGCCAAGACAGCUGCACCAAAAUACAACAUGGAGGCUGUGGAGACAGCAGCCCCUGAAGGCACCACAAUGGCUUUGGAGACAGCUGCCCCAGAAUGCACCAUGAAGGCUGUGGAGACAGCUGCCCCAGUGGACACAGUGGAGGCUGUGGCAUCUGCUGCCCCAGAAUACACCCUGAAGGCUGUGGAGACAGCUGCCCCAGUGGACACAAUGGAGGCUGUGGAGACAGCUGCCCCAGAAUGCAUCCUGAAGGCUGUGGUGACAUCUUCCCCAGUGGAGGCUGUGGAGACACCUGAGCCAGUGGACGCAGUGGAGGCAGCUGCCCCGGUGGACACAGUGGAGGCUGUGGAGACAGCUGCCCCGGUGGACGCAGUGGAGGCUGUGGAGACAGCUGCCCCGGUGGACACAGUGGAGGCUGUGGAGACAGCUGCCCCGGUGGACACAGUGGAGGCUGUGGAGACAGCUGCCCCGGUGGACGCAGUAGAGACGGUGGAGACAUCUGCCCCAGAGGACACAGUGGAGGCUGUGGAGACAGCUGCCCCAGAGGACACAGUGGAGGCUGUGGAGACAGCUGGCCCAGAAUGCACAGUGGAGGCUCUGGAGACAGCUGCCCCAGUGAAAACACUGGAGGCUGUGAUGACAGCUGCCCCAGAAUGCACAGUGGAAGGUGUGAUGACUGCUGCCCCAGAAUGCACAGUGGAGGCUGUGGAGACAGCUGCCCCAGAAUGCACAGUGGAGGCUGUGGAGACAGCUGCCCCAGUGAACACAGUGGAGGCUGUGGAGACAGCUGAACCAGAAUGCACAGUGGAGGCUGUGGAGACAGCUGCCCCAGUGAACACAGUGGAGGCUGUGAUGGCACCUGCCCCAGAAUGCACAGUGGAGGCUGUGGAGACAUCGGCCCCAGUGUACACAGUGGAGGCUGUGGAGACAGCUGCCCCAGAAUGCACAGUGGAGGCUGUGGAGACAUCGGCCCCAGUGUACACAGUGGAGGCUGUGGAGACAGCUGCCCCAGAAUGCACAGUGGAGGCUGUGGAGACAUCGGCCCCAGUGUACACAGUGGAGGCUGUGGAGACAGCUGCCCCAGAAUGCACAGUGGAGGCUGUGGAGACAGCUGCCCCAGAAUGCACAGUGGAGGCUGUGGAGACAUCGGCCCCAGUGGACACAGUGGAGGCUCUGGAGACAGCUGCCCCAGUGGACACAGUGGAGGCUCUGGAGACAGCUGCCCCAGUGGACACAGUGGAGGCUGUGGAGACAGCUUAUAUAAACAUGUUUCCACUGGUAGAGCAAAUCCACCCCAGUGAUGCCAGUAAAAUCACCUGGAUGGUCAUAGAAGGAAAAAACAAUGCUGAGAUCAUGAACAUGUUGAGAGAUCCUGAGCUCCUGAGAUCCAGGGAAACCUGGAAGAUAAUCUACAGGAAGAACAAAAACAAGAAGAAGAAGAUGAAGAAAAGGAAUCAAUGA
Tachysurus vachellii is the source of this 2355-nucleotide messenger RNA. Its product is annotated as polyadenylate-binding protein 1-like. Gene Ontology annotation, cellular component: cytosol. The record is from RefSeq and is a predicted model, not a curated record. NCBI's taxonomy places the organism in Eukaryota, Metazoa, Chordata, Actinopteri, Siluriformes, Bagridae. The transcript is spliced from 7 exons. Gene Ontology annotation, molecular function: mRNA binding. Bases 1 to 2355 code for a protein of 784 amino acids.